UUGGGGAUAAUCGCCGUCAUUGUGAUGUUAGCAAUGGAGGAUUGAGAAAAGUUUAUCAAAAUAUUUUGAUACUUUUGUUUUGUGAUUAUUGCCUUAAAAUGUUAUUUUGGGAUUUCUGGAAAUCGAAAUUUGGCUGAAGCGCGUGAAUAAAGGAUCAACAUGUCAGUGUACAAAAAAAUAAAGAUGUUGUCAGUACAGGACAACAAUCAACUGAUUGAAAAUGUGGAGCACUUAGAGAAGAUGGAAACCGGCGUCAAGGGCCGGAGACUAACAAGAGCAGAGAAGUCUAGGAUAGCAGCCCAAGGCCGGCGAGAUAAAGAGGCGGUAGAAAUGGCCAACCUGAUAGACUUGCUUCCCUAUGAACCCUCAGCCUUGAGUAAAAUGGACAAGAACUCAUUACUGGAACUCAUUCUGAAUUAUUUACGGAUGAAGCAAUACUUAGAAAAGGAAAUGGCCAAACUGUCUCUUCAGGACUCGGAGCCAACCACUGAGGAAAAAUCUCCAAUGCCAGUUGUGAAGAAAAAUGGUACACACCACCUUGUCCUCAAUGGUGUGGAGCAGUGUAAGGUGGAGGAGAGUCAGCUGAUGCUGGAGGCCAUGAAUGGAUUCCUGUUGCUGCUGGACCGCAAGAAGAAGAUCCUGUAUGUGUCUGAUGGAGUGGCCACGCACCUAGGCAUUGAUCAGGUUCAACUGCUGGGUAAAAAGGUGACCACGCUCAUCCACCCCAGUGAUAUACCAGAGCUAAAGAAACAGUUUAAUCUCAAACCAUGUGAAAUGCAUUGCUCUUGCCCUGUCAACAUGGAUAAUAGUGACAAGCACGUCCCACACCUGGAUGACAAUAGAGUGUUCUACCUCAGAAUGAAGUGUGUCUUAAAGAAAAACGGCAUUAGAACAAAGCAAUCGGGAUUUGUGCUAAUGCAAUGUUCUGGACGAUUGAAGAUGCGAGCGACUGCUAGCCGUGCCAACAGUUACUCUGUGGACGGACUGAUCUGCAUUUGCCGGCCCAUGCAGACCAACUCUGUGAUGGAGAUCCGUCUGGACGGCAGCAUGUUCAUCAGUCGCCACGACCUCGGCAUGAAGUUCACAUUCUGUGACCCAAGGAUUGCUACUUUAAUUGGAUAUGACCCCGAGGAGGUGAUUGGGAAGACAGCAUAUCAGUUUCAUAAUCCACUCGAUGCCAAAUUAGUUGGAGACUGCCACCAAAAAUUAAUUGUGAAAGGUUCAUCAGUGAGUAAUUACUAUCGCUUUAUUGGGAAAAAUUGCCAGUGGGUUUGGAUGCAAACAAGAGCAACCAUAAUUUACAACACCAGUAAUGUUCCACAGUACAUAGUCUGCAUGAAUUACAUCAUCAGUGAGGAGGAAGGGGAACAGUUCCUCAGGAUGCAGCAGGGUCACACUCUACAGUCUCUGGACGGGGUUCAGGCCAUAGAACCAGUCAAAAGCUCCAAGUCGGAGGACCAGCACAGUGACAAUGGCUACUGGAGCAGUAACAGUCCCUACUCAAGUCACCACCCCAGCCCGGGCUCCACAGACGGACCCACCGCAGGAUCCACAGAAAAUCUGUCAACUGGGAACGAGUUUCCAACUGGAGUGUUCCAACAAGUCGUGGACACGAUCAACUCGCACAGCAGCCCUCCAGAGGAAGUGCUGAAAAUCCUGGAAGAGAUUGAAAAAGAAGGGCGAAAGCGUUCACCAGGAAAUACUACUCCAUAUUCCAAAACCUUUACUGCAUGUGCUAUGGACACUGUGACACCGGGAAAUCAAACCCCAUCCUACCAAAACCUUCUGGACAGUGAGCCACAUUCCAUAAAAAGUAACCAUAUAGCUAACCUUCCAACAACAUCAGAACACAAUGCAAUUUGUGAAAAUAAUUCCACAGUUCCAACCCAUGGUUUAAUGAAUGUCCAAAUCGCUGCCCUUAAUUCGACAGACUUUGCACCUGGCUGUGCUGUGACAGAGGCCUUACCCCAGGAGAUAACAGACUUCUGUAUGCAGUACUGUAACUCUCUGGCAGACCAGCAAGCCCAACAAGUCCUCUCAGAACUUGGUCAAAAUAGUUUCGGGGCAGAGUUUGAACAAUUCGAAAGUGAGAGUGAAAUGAAUGGUAUGAACCACUGUGACCUGACUUUGAACACUCCAGAGUCAAUGAAUGGACAUGUGUCAGUGUCUAACACUGGCACCAUGUUGAACUUACCACAGGCAAUGACCUCCACUGCAUCAGUGCCCCCACCUCCACAGUACCCCCUCCAUGUUGGGAACCACAUUGCAGUGCCCAGUACCACCACUGGCUCCUAUCAAUACCCGAUGUCGCCCGAGUCCUGGAUCUCCUCCCCUAGCUCCUAUGUCUCUCACCAAUCCCCUAUGUCGUCUGCUUGUUCACCAAUGUCUUCUGUCUGUUCACCAAUGCAUGCCACUUCACCGUACCCCUGCAGUCCGCACAUGCAGGAAGUGUCCGGCUUUAUCAGCUCCGUAGUAACAAGUGCACCUUCAAACAUUCCACUCUCAAACGGCAACUUGAUGUCACCAGGCUCUCAAACAAAUGGAAUAAUAUCUCCAGCAUACAUGGGUCAACCUCUCCCCUCUCCUAGGAUGGUCAAUCGACAGAAUUCUCCUCCAACUCAGAGACAAACAAGGGAUACUAACAUGACUGAGUUAGAAAAAGUGCUGCGUGGGUGUUCCUCGAAUGCUAGCAUAUUUACCACAAAAAACAACUGUAAGGAAUCCCAGAAUUCCACGCUUCUACAGAAGAUGUUGACUGGUCAGUUAACUGGAGAGUCCUACCGUGCAAUGGAGAAACAAAGAAAGAAGACACGUCAUUAUCCAUUUUGAGUUUUCUGUCUUAGGUCAUAGAGUUGUUGUUAUUCAUGUGUUCAAUGAUGCUUCUGUGUCAACACAAACAAAUGGCUUCUCCUGUUGUAACAUUGACUGAAAACUAAAUCUUGCAUGGCGAAUGAAGCUUUCAUUUUGGUUGUUCUUGUAAAACUAAAGAAUUAAAUUGGCUCUUAUUGUUUGCUGGUAAAUGGUUAAUCCUUGUGUGUUCACUGUGUUGGUAAUGCUGUGUUUCAUCAUUUCCUAAAAUAAUCUUAAACUACACAGCAACUACCAGUAUAUUUUUCUGUUAGCUGUUAGUUAAACUCAGUCUUGGACAACUUUUAUUUGCCAAGCAAUAAUUUUAUUCACAGCAAUAUAACAAUACAAGAGUCAUUGUCUGCACACUAGAGGAGGCCUGAACCUGUGAGGGGGCUUAACUCUGUUGUAGUGUACAUCAAUUAUAGUUUGUUUUGGGACCUGCUCCCUGACUUAUGGAUUCUCCUUGUACAUAUGAUAUGAUCUCAAUACACAGGUUUUGGGCGUGACUAAGUGCAUGUGCAUGCUUUGUACAAUUCCUUAACUUUGUUAAUGGAAUUUGAACAUAAUAUUUUUACAGUAUGUGUGCAAAAAUGAUUUUAAUGAAAAUAUAGAUUGUAUAUUUUAAUAUAAACUACCUGUUGGCCUGUGAUUUAUUUUCCAUACCCUCUAUGGCACAAAUUGUUGACAUUCAUGUUAGAGAAUUUACAAUAUUUCAUCAGAUAUAUUUUAACAUUUACCUCACUGUAUAAACACAUUUGUUUUUCAUUUUUCCACUUUGCACACAAAGACUAGAGUUGUACCUAUAUUGUUUUAUUGGGUAGGGCUUUUGUGAUAGAUAUAAUAUUAUUGAACAGAAAAUAUACACGCUUCAUUAUGCAGCACCAGCAAUAUGUAGACUGUCUGAUCAACAAUUGAGCUACUAAUGGGGGAAUUUAGUAAAUUUGUUUACUUAAAACACCAGUUGUUUAUUAUAUUGAUUUGAUUUCUUAUUACCCUAAUUAAAUAAUCUGUAGAUUGAAUGGAGCCAUAAUGAAGAGCUUUGUGAUUUAUAAUACUCUUCUUAGUUCUAGUUUUGUUGUUAAAGAACUAUUCCCAUUGGUUGCUGGACUCCGUGACUUUUUAUUUUGUAAAAUGGCUAACAGAAAAAGUAUUUUGUGUUUUGAGAUUAUUCUUUAAAGAGCUUGAUACUCUGGUGAUCCUCAGAUUUUCUUGUUAAGUUUUAUUUUUUGAAAUAAGAUUCCUGCUGCUGAAUAAAAUGGGACAUCUUGUGAAUUCAUUCUUAUUGUAUAUAUACUAAUACAUAAUGCAAUAUUUCAUGAACAUAUUUCAUAUUUACCAUUGUAUAUUUUUUACAUUAUAUAUUCAAUACAUAUUUAUGUAUAUUCAUGUACGUACUCAUAAAAAGGCUGUGUUUUCUGACUGUUAUUUUUUAUCAUAAAUCAUUUGUAUACCUAUUUUUACUGAGUAGAAAAGCACUCAAAAUUGACGUGUCAUGGUCUUUAUUUCUAUUCAAACUUUUAAAAAAAAUUCAAGAUGAUUGUUAUUUAUUUUUAACACUGAUGACAAUAACAUCAUAUUCCAUAUAAAGGUCCCUAGUGACACUAUUUAUAGUAACACCUGUACCAUCUAUAAUAUUCCACUAAAUGGUGUCACCUAGUUGUUUCAUGCCUCAAUAAAUACCGUUUUAUGUUUCUUAGACACACCCCCUGUAAAUAUCAGUAUUUUUCAUUUCUUAGUCAUCAAGACAACAUAUUUUGAACCUCAGUGACCCUUAUACUAACUAAAGAGUAAAUGUGGAGAAUUUGAAAUGUUUAAAACAAUGUUCUUGAUGGGGAAAUUGUCGAUCUUUAUAACAAAAUCAUGUCCAUUACAGAGAAAAAAAUGACAACAUUUUUAUGGACAGGAGUACGGGGUGAUGGAAGAACUGUUUCUGUGUUGUCUGUCACCCCCUGUCCCUGGAGUUUCUGUGUGGGUCUUAGAGGGAGUCUGUGUGAGUCUUAGAGGGAGAGGUUGUACUCUGUGGUUAGUGCUUGUUCUGUUCACACCUUCUUUUUUUUGUUGCUCGUGUUUGACUUUUUAUGACAAUCGGUUGGCAACCUCUGCUAGUGCCUGGCUUUAUAUCAUUCCCUUGUAGGCUCAGAUGUUCUAACUUGUUUUAUGGUACUUCACCUGGACAUUAAUGUGAUUAUUUUUGUGAUUAAAAUUAGAAGAAAACUUA
Molecule: messenger RNA, 5068 nt
Organism: Magallana angulata
Lineage: Eukaryota; Metazoa; Mollusca; Bivalvia; Ostreida; Ostreidae
Product: endothelial PAS domain-containing protein 1-like
Exons: 11
Coding region: 160-2829 (889 amino acids)
Biological process (GO): regulation of transcription by RNA polymerase II
Cellular component (GO): cytoplasm; transcription regulator complex; nucleus
Molecular function (GO): DNA-binding transcription factor activity, RNA polymerase II-specific; protein dimerization activity; RNA polymerase II transcription regulatory region sequence-specific DNA binding
Source: RefSeq, a predicted model, not a curated record